Anarrhichthys ocellatus (wolf-eel) is the source of this 4500-nucleotide messenger RNA. RefSeq names its product protein phosphatase 1, regulatory subunit 3F (gene ppp1r3f). The transcript has 4 exons. The record is from RefSeq and is a predicted model, not a curated record. Gene Ontology annotation, biological process: regulation of glycogen biosynthetic process. Gene Ontology annotation, molecular function: glycogen binding; protein phosphatase 1 binding. Bases 1675 to 3594 code for a protein of 639 amino acids. NCBI's taxonomy places the organism in Eukaryota, Metazoa, Chordata, Actinopteri, Perciformes, Anarhichadidae. Gene Ontology annotation, cellular component: protein phosphatase type 1 complex.
GAUGCGUCGGCUACUUUUGUGGACUUGCUGGGGAUCGUGCUGCCUUCAUCGUGGUCGGGUGAUGCACACCGUUUCCUCGAUGCAGAGUCAGCGGACUGUUUGCAGCCCGUCAGUUCACUCAUGCUGGCUAGCUAGCCAAAUAGCUAACAAGCUAGGUAGUCCGCAAGCACAACUAAAACACAACUUAGAUGCAAUCGAUUACACCAGCGAUCUGGCUGCUUGCAAUUUCGUAACUCGGAUCGUGAUGUAACCUACAUCCUCAAAGGAGCGAGAACAGGAAGCAGCUCUUGUAUUUCUCCGCGGCCUUGCGGAACGUUAAAGGAAUUAGCAGGCUAGUACUAACGUUAGUUAGCUAACGUUACCCAAGUCGUGUGUCCUCACAGCGAUGGCCGCACCACAUAUCACGAAUAAAAGUCCAACAAAAAAAGACUCGGUCCAAAUAGCAAAACCGGUCUCUGCUAAAAAAAAAACGCCUUUAUAAAGAACCCGUGUUCUUUAUAUUAGUUUAUGUUUGCAAUAUCCGUUAGCUUACUAUCCGUGCACCGACGUUACAGAAAAACAAUCCUCUGAUUGGCUACGACGCGCCGCGCUAAAACCUCUCCACCAAUCACAAACAAGGGUGUGUUUAGAUGAGAAUACAUGUAGCAGCGGUAUAACUGCGCAGCGAGUUAGUGCAGCAGAGAUAAUCCUAACGUCACUGGAUGUAAAACAUAAUUUAUACAUUUACCGAAACACAUCCAAACACACUGUGCAUCAUAUGACUUCAUCACAUUUUACAACGUCCUAUCUGUGAGAUUAUAUUUGCAGACGUUAUAAAAAUGUGGCACAUUUUAAUUAAUCACAUUUAUGGUUCAAUACCCUGAAAUGACAAGCCCAAAAUGUAAACAAUUGGCUUUCAAUGGAGGCGACAGGCCGUAAACACUCGUCUGUGUGAUGAUUUAGAUAAUAUGUUUAUUCCCAGAAGUGGACGCACUCAACUGUAGCCUCCUAAUCAGGUUUAUACAGCUCGGUCUUUUGUUUUGUAACACAUACAUAUUCAUACAAUAUUGAUUGAAAUGAGUGUGUUUAUUAUUUAAUUUCCUUUAGGGACUUUACCCAUGAGAGUCUAAGGUGAUGAAAUAGAAAUUCUAUCCUGCAAUAAUAAUUUCCACCUGAUGGUGUUUGCAGAGGUUUUAAUAUAUACUGAUUGUGUCUAUACAUCAAUUUUAAAAUGUGCCAUACCCAUAGACUGGAUAUGAGAAGGUCAUUUGGCUUGAUAUCACUUUAAUAUCCACUUUCCAGUAGUGGGCGUUCUGCCAGCCCAAACCAAACAGAACAAGGGGGAGUCGCAGGAUUAUACCAAUUUAAAAGACACAUUUGGGGCACGGAGAGCCCUGUAGGUCAGUGCUAAAAUUAGAGGCUGCUCCUUCCGCGACAGCAGCCAAACUGCGAUGCAUAACGUCAUGUAAACCAGGGGAUACACUAUCACAAGGGCUGGCAGUAAAGACAUGUUUCCAUGGGUGACAUUUAACGCCACACGUUGACUACAGAGGUCGUAACGCAGCGAUCGAGCAGGAUCUACACUCGGCACUGCUGCGCAAACAAUGAGUAUUUGGUAGUGUAUUUUUUUGUUUUUGGAGACGCGAUAAUACUUUCUUCAGCGCACAGGUUCCAUGACUGUACACUUCUGCAAAUAUGUCUUUUUUAUCCAUACCAAGUCAAGAGGGCCUGUUCACCACGAUUAAAAGCGACAGAUCAGCCGACGCGUCAGACAGGCACUUGGACGACGGCGACUAUAUUGAUGAUGAGGAUGAUGAUGAUGAAGACGACAACGCCGAGGACGUCCGCCUUAUACCGAGAUCCUCCCCGGUGCCCAGAAAGCGAGGCCACUCUAUCUACGAUGAGACCGCCGAGUACAUGCAGAUCCAUUUGGCGCUGCCCGCCGGGAAAAGAGUGUUUUUCGCCGACACAACAGGUGGGGAUCUGGUGGACGUGAAGGAAUUUGUUGCCUUCGAAUCGGACGAUGAAGAGGAGAGCGCAAGGUGGGAGGAAGAGGAGGCAAAGUAUCGAAAGCCCCUGCAAGAACCGAGCUAUCAUGUGCAGCCAGAGUUUCACGCACCCACCGCCAGUGCCCUGCUACAAGCUGUGCAUUUGAAUAAAGUGGAGGUUGAGCAGAUGUCUCCAGCAGAGGAUGAGCCACUGGCCUUCUGUGGGGUGAUACGGGUCCUGAACAUCUCCUUCCACAAGGCAGUUUAUAUCAGAUCCACCAUGGACCACUGGGCUACUUACUUUGAUCACCCAGCAGAGUAUGUCCAGGGAUCUCAUGAUGGCAGCACUGAUCAAUUCUCCUUCAAGCUGACUUUUGCACCACCUUAUACCACACACGGCUCUCGCAUUGAGUUUGUUGUCCGCUAUGAAACCUCUGAUGGCGAUUACUGGGCCAAUAACUCCUCUAUGAAUUAUGUGGUCACUCUGCUCCAGUCCUACGAAGACGACUCGGCUCAGACUAACAACGACUUGCAGCAGGUCAGAGGCAUCCUGAGACCUCCAAAGGCUUACAGUAUGAAUGAUGAUUUCGAUUCAGAAGACGAGCAGGAAAAGGACGAAGCAGAAGAAGCACGGACCUCCAGGACUGGACUUGUCAGACCUACAUGCGUCUGCCCAAUCAUCGUACAGCCGGAGAUUGACAUAGAGAUUGCGGUUCACCCAUCUGGUCCCAGUGUCCCACCGAACCAAGAGCCUCCAUCUGUUGAUGGCACACUGUCCGCUCGCACUGUAUCCCCAGGUGAACAAUUCCCUUACAUGUCUUCCGGAACCACACUUCAAACUAAUUCAUCCUUUGUACUCUGUGCCAGUGAAUCGGUCCAGCCAAAUAAGUCACAGCCUUUACCCAGACUCCACUGUGAAUUAGGCAACCAAGCGUCAGAGGUGCCCGUAGACAGUAGUCCCUGUGCACUGCUGCCGGCUUCAACUCCCUCUUUGCAACACGAGUCAAGGCCGAGAUCAGACAGCUCCCAGGCGGGCGGAGAGGAAAUCCCUCCCUCUGAGGCCUCGUGCAUUCAUCUUCCUACCACAGAGACAAACCUGUGGCCAACAACAGGCGAGGACGGCUCGACCGACAGCCCAGUCAUCCAUCCUUGUCUUGAACUGCCCGCUGAGUGCGUCGCUUCUCCCACUGUGACUCAAGGCUUUGAGCGCGAGGUCGCAGUGGGAUUGAGCGAACUUGUUGAGGGAUUAUCAGAAGGCUCCACCAGGUCUGCAGCAAAUGAUGAAGGCAGUACGGCUGAGCUUUUGUCCCCCGUGGCAGAGAGUGAGGCGUUUCUGGGAGAAGAAGGUGAACUCACAGAGAACGUGGGGCAAAGCGUAGCGCUCCAGUCUUCCUCAGCCUGGGAAGAGAAGGAAGAUGCUCCCCAGAUUUCCCCCGACACAUUAUUAUUCGAGAAUCCACCGAACACGUUGUCAGAGGGUUCUGAGAUCCAGUCUGAGCAUGACGCAAACAGGAAUCUGAUGCCAUCCGUCAUCUUUCUGAGUGCAGUUGUCUCCCUCUCGGUAGUGUUGCAGGAACCCAGUGCCCUCUUUAUCAUCGGACUACUUUUGGUCUUGCACCGUUUUUGAUUAUGCCACAAAAGUUCAUUCUGAUCUGCUUUCAAGUGAAGUGCCUUUUCAUGAUUCCAAAAUAAGCCAACAAGUAUAAAAAAAAACUAAAAAAAACACAAGUCUCCUGUUGAAGUUGUGUGUCACUGUGUGAGUUUAUAGAUUAGUACAUGUUUUGAUCAAAUGAAAGGGUACAAUUUACGAGUGUUUCCAUACAAGGAGAAAGUGAUUACACAAAUACUACAGAUAUUUUUAUGCAUUAUGUGAAACGUGUGCUAGGUAAUAGAACAGUAGUCAGUUAUUACCCCAUUUCUACAACAACAUUGUGAUCACUCUAACACUAAAACACAGUAUAUGUUUUGUAUGUGAUCUGUAAUUACUUUGUUCUUGUCCUGUUGAUAGUGUACGUGGUGUUAUAUUCUGAUUUAUUCAAUCAGUCCUAUAAUACACUAUUCGUUGUUGUUGUGAGUGUCGGCUGUUGUCUAACCCCACUGCCAUGAAUUUAGCUUUUGUGAAUUCCAUGUGUUGUUAUGUCUUUAAUGAAGGACAAAAAACUUUACGGUAGUGGGACACUAAAGAAACUUGGAAUGGAAUUUUGUUUACAAAUGCAAAGUAUUUUUGCCUUAAUGCCUAAAAUAUAAAAACCUAUGGUUAACAUACUGUAAGUUUGAAAUGGAUGCUGCCUGAGGGACAAAAGUGGAAAACUGUCCAAUGUGACAUAUUUAUUCCUCAGCCGUGCACAUUUCAUUUGAUAAGUCUUCCUGUUGAGUCUUGCUAGGAAACCCAUAUUGUUGUUGUUGCACAACACAAAACGUUAUCGCACUACUUUGACAACCUCACAGACAGACUGAAGCACUGAAUGACAUGUUUGAAGUGUUGACAGUUUUUUUUGCGGUGUAUUGCCAUUAAACGUGGUCCUAUAUCCUC